AUGGCGCCCAAGAGCGCGGACUCGGCCGCGGCGCGCUUGCCCGUGCUGUUCGCGCCCGCGGGCGCGGCGUUCGCGGGCGGGCUGGCCGAUCCGCGGGCCGGCCUGGUGCAGCACCAGUUGAGGGCUGCGGCUGGCCUGGAGCCGGAGCUACCAGAGGCUCGGAUCGAUUUCUUCUGGGAAAACGCAGCGUCGAUGGUGGAGAGGGACGUUCCUUGCCUCAGCCGCUUAGUUUUCUUCGAGUCGUUCCCCGUGAAUCAGGCGGGCGACUUCGGCCGGGUCAAGCGGCCGCGCCUCCACUGGGCGUCGCAGGGCCUGCUGCCGACCUUGGAGGCUGAGUCGACCGUCGUGAUGGCGAGGUCGGUAGAGGGCGCGCGGAGCGCUUGGCGCGCGCAGCUCAUGGACCCGCGCCCCCCUUCGGGGGAGCGGGCCUGCGGGCAUCGGGGAGCGCUCGACGGCCCAACCAAGCCCUUUCGCGUCGCGGCCUCGCCGUUCCAGUUUCGUGGCAAGUGGCGCGCGCACUGGCCCCAUGGGCGGGUGGGGCUGCCCUGCGCCUGGGUUCGCGAGAAGCUGAUGGGCUUUCAAAAAGGGCACGCGGCGCCCUGCACGACGAGCAGCGAGGCCAAGGCGGAGCCCGACAAGCAUGGGGCCUUGUGCAAAUCAUCGGUCGAUCUUUCCAUUGCGAAGUGGUGGCUUGGCUGGUCAGCCACUGGGCGGCAGUCGCGCGCCCGGUGGCCGCCGCGCCGCCGCUCGAGGAGCCCCGCGCCAGCGCGCGCUCCUGGGGCGGCAGCCGCCGACUGGGCCGGGGGCGCUGCGUUGGUGCGGCGCGGGCGCGAAGAGUUCGCGGAGCGCCGCUUUGUGGCGCUGGGGAAGCACGGCGCGUCCGCGCACGUUCUCCGCGGCCCCCGACGCUGGGCGGCGGCCGCCUCGCGCCGGGGCAACCCGUUUGCGGUGGCCCCUCGGCGCCCGCGAGAGGACGCGGUGGCGGUCGACGCCAGCUGGCUUCAGUCGCAGCCGCAGCAACUGGAGGCCCAAGGCGAGCUGCGGGGCGCGCCGCUUCUGUGCCGCCGCCCGCCAGAACUGCCGCGCCAGGCCGACGUGCUGCUCGCUGAGCUUGCGAAGCGUGGGCAUGCUGAAUGGCGCGACACAGGCGCGUCGCGGAGCAUUGCGCCGGGCCCGGCGACGGCCCGCCAUCGCAACGGCGCAGAUUUGAAAGCGGAAGGAAUUCAGAAGUUCUUGCCAAAGCGUUCCCCAGGCAGGAGUUUGACGCCCUCUUCUUGCAGCGGUGAAAGGCAGGGCAGUUGGCGCGGGGGGGCCGCGCAGCACAUCAAUGUCCUGGAGUGCCAGGGCGCGCUGAUGGCGAUGCAGUGGCGCGCGAGGUCGGUCGCCCGUCAGCAGCGCGCAGGCUCGCGCCUCGUCGAUAGGACGGUCAACGUCGUCGCCUUCUCGAGGCGCCGUUCCAGCAGCAGGCAGCUCAACCAGGUGGCGCGCAGCAUCUCAGCCUGGAAGCUCGCGAACAGCGCGUCGUCAGCCAAGAACCCAACGGGAUCGCCGUCGCGCUUUGCCGACGGGCGUGCCGCCAGGGCUGGCCCGUGGAGGCUGGGCGACGCGCAGGUCGGAGCCCAGGCACUGAAGCGAUGCCCGCGUGUGGCUCAGCAGUUUGUCCACGAUGUGGGCCAGGGCAACUACGCGCUGAGCGGAGUGUAUCAUUUGCUUGAGACACGCGAGAUCGCGCUCGCCGCUGCCAUCCUUGGCGAGGCUCUGGGCGUCGCGAGUGCUGCGAUGAAGGUCCGCGAGUGCGCGGGCUUUGAAAGGUGGGCUGCGAGCCUGCAGCUAUUCCGCGCUGCGCGGCGCGAUUCCGCCGAGCUCGGCGCCAUGCGGGGCGCCUUGCGGGGCUCGCAGUGGCGCGCGGCCCUGGAGCUCCUGCAGGGCAUGCGGCAGCGCUGGGUGGAGCCUUCCGCCGUGACCGAGCUGACGUGCGCCAGUAUGCCCGGCAGCAGCUGGAGCAUUGGCCUGCAACUCCUCGCCAGGUGUGGGGCCGCCUCCGGCCCAGGCCCGAGCAUGGUCGCGGACGCGGCCGCGGUCCGCUCCCUCGAGAGGGGCCAGGAGCUUGAUGCGGCGCUUCGGAGGCUCUGCGAGCUGCUGGGCCGGCGGGCCCGCGCCCUGCGUCGGGAGAUCGAGGCCGAUGCCGACGCCGACGCGCACCUUGCCGACCUCGCCGUGGCGCGCCCACGGCGGCUCGAGGACGGAUGCUCGAAGUGA
Prorocentrum cordatum is the source of this 2259-nucleotide messenger RNA. Lineage: Eukaryota; Dinophyceae; Prorocentrales; Prorocentraceae. The record is from the annotation of a GenBank genome assembly.